CAAUAACUGAAAAUGUAUUAUCUAAGAAAAACUAAACAUGAUAAUAUUAAAACGUAAAUACUAAAUACUAAUUCAAUUUUUAAAAUUUUAAAUGAAAAACGAAAUUGAUCAACAAUUGCUGAUGGUACUUGAAGUUUGAAAAGUAUGGAACAAUUCUUCGCUUACCAAAAGGAUAGUCGAACACCGUGUAAAUAUGGUAGAAAGUGCUUUCAGAAGAAUAAAGAACAUUUAGACAAAUAUAAACAUCCCCCUACUAAAGAAGAUGUAAAAGUGGAUACCAAGAAAAUUGCAAAAAAACGAGAUUCCCGAGGAAAAGUCAAACUUGAGAACACAAAUAGAAAUGGAGAAUCGUCCAGUGUUAAUGGCCAUAAUUCCAAUGAUAAUUUUCCGCAAGAUGAAAAUGAUAUGGAAGUUCCUGAACAAUUAAACGAUUUAUCUGACAGCGAACCCUCUACUAGUCGAAGUAAUGAUGAGCAAACUGAAUCUAUAACUAAUCAGCAAAAUAUAAUGAACAUUCAAUCUCUUCUACCUUCUAGACAACGUUCUCAACAACAACAAUUGCUAUUGACAAAUAAUGCCUUAGAAGAUUGUAGUGGUGAUGAUGGUAUAGUACCCAGUACACCUACAUUGCUUAUACCAAGACGAUUAGAUGGAGAAACUGUUAGCUCUCCUCAUGUACCCUCAGGCAGUCAAGGACCCAGGUUUACUUUUCUUGGGACCUCUCAAAAUUCUCAUGUUCACGAUUCCAAUGAUGGAGAACAAUCAGUAUCGUCAGAACGAGUUGUAGUAUCAGAGACUGUAAUUAAUUCUACUUAUUGGAACACACAAAUAUCUAAAUUAUUUCUUGUUGGUGAUAUGCCUGAAGAAUUUUACAACUUAUGGUCUUUUUGUAAAAGACAAAACCCUACUCAUCCAGAAGAUACAUUUUUAUCUGUUGGGUUGAAGUUGGUUGGACCAUAUGAUGUCUUAGCUGGCCACUUUAAUGAAUUUUGUACUAAUAAAGAAGAAAAUGCAGUUUUACAUUGGCGUUAUUACUAUGAUCCUCCAGAAUUUCAAACAAUAAUAAGUAGUACAAAUGGUUCUCAGUAUCACAUUGGUUAUUUUAGAGAUGAACCUUUAGCAGUGCCAGUUUUUGUAGCUUCAAACGAUUCAGAUAAAAGUUGUGUUAUACAAAAUCUUGGUCAAAGUUUAUUUCAAGCUCUAAGGAAAUAUUUGCAUACUAAAGAAGGUGACGUAGCACAUUCUCUUCAAAAAAAGUUGUAUGCAUUUGAAAAACGUAAGGUUAAAAAAAUACUGGAAGGUCGUCAAGGCACUCCUGUGGCUAAAACUUUUCAUAAAGCGGGUAUUUUUGUUCCGUACGAUCGUAAAACUGAUAUUGGAUAUCGACCAUUGUCAGAGCCAGAUAGUGUAUUAAGAAAGAUUUUCAAGUUCUAUCGUGAAGCCUCUGAAAAUAAAAAAGUUUCCGAAAUGGAUAAAUUACUACCCAUAAUAAAUUAUGCGAAUAUAGCAACUGAUGAAUGUGACUUUGGAACAGGACUUGAAUUAGGCAUUGAUAUUUUUUGUGAUGGAAAUCCUGAUCUUCAUCGCAUAUGUAAACAGCUAUUAGUCACUUCGUAUAAUUUAUUGAGGAGACCUCAAUUUGCUACUAUUAUACAGGCUCAUUUAAACAACAGAAGAAAAGACGGAAACAUGAGUAUACUGUGAUCAUGUUUUAAUCUCAAACAUUUUUCUAUUUAUUCAUAUAAUUUUAAUUGUAUUUAUUUAAGUUAAGUCACCAUUUAAUAAAAAAAUAUAACAAAUGAUUUAAGUAAGAUAAUUAUUAAUUAAAAUCAAAUGUUUGUUUUUAGUUAAUUUUUUACACAGUAUAAUAAAUGUUUGUA
Messenger RNA from Adelges cooleyi (spruce gall adelgid), 1880 nucleotides. RefSeq names its product histone PARylation factor 1 (gene Hpf1). Gene Ontology annotation, biological process: DNA damage response; regulation of protein ADP-ribosylation. The transcript has 11 exons. Lineage: Eukaryota; Metazoa; Arthropoda; Insecta; Hemiptera; Adelgidae. Gene Ontology annotation, cellular component: nucleus. The coding region runs from base 145 to 1704 and encodes 519 amino acids. Gene Ontology annotation, molecular function: histone binding; poly-ADP-D-ribose binding. The record is from RefSeq and is a predicted model, not a curated record.